AUGCCUACACUCUUCAUUAAUACAAGUCAGUUACCAGCAGAUAUAUUAACGUUUAAUGGUAAUAAAUUUUAUGAUUUUGUCAAAAAUAUUUGUGGAGCUGAAUUAUUAGAAGUGCAACAAAUAGCAAAUGCUCAGUCUUUAUUAUUGACUGAUGAUGUAUUUGGUAUUAUGGAUGUCGAUUGUCCCGAUUUAAUUGAUUUAAAAAAGAAAAUAUCAUUUACAUUAGCUGAUGGUUCAUUUCUCUUAAAAGCUGGUAUUAGAGCAAAUAUUAAAUAUUUAAAAGAACUAUUUUUGAAAAAAAAUGAAGAAAUAAUGAAAGAGACAAAAUUAAAACCAAAACAACAAACAACCAUAACAACAGCUGCUAGUAAUUCACUCCACCACCAUCAUCAUCGAUUAUAA
Molecule: messenger RNA, 402 nt
Organism: Didymodactylos carnosus
Lineage: Eukaryota; Metazoa; Rotifera; Eurotatoria; Philodinida; Philodinidae
Source: the annotation of a GenBank genome assembly